Messenger RNA from Misgurnus anguillicaudatus (oriental weatherfish), 6074 nucleotides. The record is from RefSeq and is a predicted model, not a curated record. Lineage: Eukaryota; Metazoa; Chordata; Actinopteri; Cypriniformes; Cobitidae.
UGGACACCGUUAUGAAUUUGCAAGCCACUCAGCUUGCUGCCUGGAAGAAAGAAAGAGAGAGAGAGAGAGACAAGAUUGAAAACAGACCCCGCUGGCCGCUGCAUCGCAAGAGUUGCCAAACUCCUUUAAUUCUCCCUGCGUCUCGUGUUUUCAGCGCAGGAGAAACAGACGACUGUUGCUGAGGAGCUCUGGCUGGGCUUGUGUUUUGAUGUGUGCGUCUCUCCUCAGCUCUACCAAACCUCUGGAAGACAGACGUCCCGUUCAGAGAGGCACGCUUGAGUUCUUCAAACGUUUAAAAGCGUCCUGCCCUGGAAACCAGUAUGAAGAGUUUCACCAUCUGCCUGUUCCAGCUGACUGCAGGAUUACUUCUGCUCGGUCUGGUCAGUUCAGGUCUGGAGCUCAAUCCCAGCCUUCCAGAGGUCAUUUUGGCCACAAACUCCUCGUUCACCAUCACCUGCUCCGGCUGGGCCAGCGUCACCUGGCGCUUCAAACGAGAGGAGAACGUUCCACAGUUCCACAUUAUAAACCAAAGUCCAACCUCGAGUGUUCUGAGCCUUGAGAACGUCACAUGGCAUCACACGGGUGUCUAUGUGUGUUCUGAGAACGGCACCAGUGAGACCAGAGAGGUGAUCGUCUUUGUGCCUGAUCCUGAGGUUUGGUUUCUUAAAAAUGAUCAUGAUAUGGUGACUAAGACUCAUGAAGAGGGCACAAUACCAUGCCUGGUGACGGAUCCACGGAUAAAUGUCACACUGCUUGAAAAGGACACAGUGGUGGAGGGUUCGUACAACCCCAGCGUGGGCUACACUGCCGUCCUGGAGGACAGAACCUAUAAAUGCAGGGGAGAGCUGAACGGCACGAAGAAAGAAUCCAAAUCCUUCUACGUCUACAGCAUCCUGGUCCCCGAGGUUCUGGACCCCUACAUCAACGCCUCCAAAACUGUGCUGAAACAGGGCGAGACGCUGCACGUCAACUGCACGGUUAACGGUGUGGAGCUGGUCUUCUUCUCCUGGGACUUUCCCAACAAAGACAAGGGAAAAAUUGAGCCAUUGACUGAUGUUCUGUCCUCUUUGAGCAUGCGCUCCUGUCUCAACAUCACAGAUGUGACUCUGGCCAGCUCUGGAGAGUAUUUUUGUCACGUACACGAGAGUGUGAUGGACCAGAAGGCUUCAGCCAGUAUCACCAUCACUGUACUGGAGAAAGGUUUUGUUGCCCUCACGUCUCAUCUGGACAGGAACGUCUCUGCAAAGCACGGUGAAAAUGUUGAGCUCAAAGUGGAAAUAGAGGCAUAUCCCAAACCCACUGUUAACUGGACUAAAGAUGGAGUCCUUAUUCGUGGACACAACAUGAGACAGGAACAUGAGACCAGGUAUGUCAGCACGUUGACCCUGGUGAGGAUCCGACUGGAGCAGAUGGGUCUCUACACUGUCAGUGUCCAGAAUGAAGAUGCCGUUAAAAAGAUGACCUUUGACCUCGAGGUGAAAGUUCCUCCUCAAAUAACUGAACUGUCUGAUCAUCACCUGCCGGGGAAGAGACAUGCGGUCACCUGUGUAGCCGAGGGUGUGCCAUCACCCACCAUCCAGUGGUUCAGUUGUGACAGCAUGCCCAAAUGCAGUAACAAAAGUGCUGUAUGGAGCCCUCUAGUGGAGGAUCCAGAGACCGUCUCAAUCCAGACUAACAUCACCUACAACAGCACACGUAAGAUCCACCAGGCUCACAGUCAGUUGUCACUCCUGCGGCCACAGCUGCUCACCAUCCGCUGUGAAGCCAGGAACGAGAGAGGAACCCGGGCCAGAGACAUCAGACUGGUCAACAGCACAUUGUUCUCACAGGUGGCUGUCCUGGCUGCUGUUCUGGCACUGGUGGUCAUUGUCAUCAUCUCUAUCAUCAUCCUCAUCGCUGUGUGGAGGAAGAAACCACGUUAUGAAAUCAGGUGGAAGGUGAUCGAGUCGGUCAGUUUGGACGGACAUGAGUACAUCUAUGUAGACCCAAUUCACUUGCCAUAUGACCUGGCAUGGGAGAUGCCACGAGACAGUCUGGUGCUGGGUCGUACGUUGGGAUCUGGAGCGUUCGGGCGUGUUGUUGAGGCGACGGCAUACGGUCUCGGUCUCUCUCAGUCCGCCACUAAAGUGGCAGUAAAGAUGCUCAAAUCAACCGCAAGGAGAAGUGAGACACAAGCUCUGAUGUCUGAGCUGAAGAUCAUGAGCCAUCUUGGUCCUCACCUGAACAUUGUGAACUUGCUGGGCGCCUGCACCAAACAAGGUCCACUGUACCUGGUAACCGAAUACUGUCGCUAUGGUGAUCUGGUGGAUUACCUGCACAGGAACAAGCACAGCUUCCUUCAGUACUACACUGACAAGAACCACAUCGCCAACGGCAACAGCACUCAGAUCUGUCAUGAUGCUGAUGUACCAACAGGAAAAGAAUAUGUAUCGUUUGGCAGCGAGUGUGAUGGAGGUUAUAUGGACAUGACCAAAGAUUUACAGACAGAAUAUGUUGCCAUGCAAGAGCUCACGGACACUAUCAAGUAUGCUGACAUUCAGCCGUCACCCUACGAGUCCCCUUACCAGCAGGACAUCUACCAGGAGCAAGGUCACAGAGUAGACCAGUCUCUGGCCAUCAGUGAUUCUCCAGUUCUGAGUUACAUUGAUCUUGUGGGUUUCAGUUAUCAGGUGGCGAAAGGCAUGGAGUUUCUCGCAGCAAAGAAUUGUGUCCAUCGGGAUCUGGCAGCCAGAAACGUCUUGAUCUGUGAGGGCAAAUUGGCCAAGAUCUGUGACUUUGGCCUGGCUAGAGACAUCAUGCACGAUAACAACUACAUCUCCAAAGGCAGCACUUUUCUCCCAUUGAAGUGGAUGGCACCAGAGAGCAUCUUUCAUAACCUGUACACUUCACUGAGUGACGUCUGGUCUUACGGCAUCUUACUGUGGGAGAUUUUCACUCUGGGUGGAACCCCGUAUCCAGACCUGCCGAUGAAUGAGUUAUUUUACAGCGCUCUGAAGCAAGGUUACCGUAUGGCCAAACCUUCAUACGCCUCAGAUGAAAUUUAUGAGAUCAUGAAGAAAUGUUGGGAUGAGAAGUUUGAGACACGACCAGAGUUCUCCUUUCUAGUGCACUCAAUGGGGAACCUUCUGUCGGAUGGAUAUAAAAAGAGAUACACUCAAGUCAACAACAACUUCCUGACAAGCGAUCACCCUGCCGUGGUUCGCGUGAAGUCCCCGAUUCCCACCGCACCGUUUCCAGAGACCCUCUCUGAGUUUUCUCCAAGACCUCAGCCCAUCCCAACUCCUCGUCCUCAGACCGAUGGAGGGGUCGCGGAGGCUCUUCACAACGAGUACAUCAUUCCCAUUCCGGACCCAAAGCCAGAGGAUGAAUCUGAGGAUGUGAUGGUGCUGGUGGAAAGCACCCUGAGUUUCAUGAGCUCUGAUGAGGAGACGGUCUCCAUGGAAACCCCAAGUACCGAACCCGAUCAGGAGCAACUGCUGCAGGAGGCGCGUUCAGAAACCUCAGAUGUGGAAGAGAGUUUCCUUUGACUUUUAAACUUCUUGUCAUAAUGAAGUAAAAUCUUGCAUUUUUAGCAAAUUAUUGGAAACGUUGUACACGCUGACUUUAGCAUUAAAAUGUAUAGAACUACAGCAGAAAUUUAAGACUUUUUGAAAAUUUUGAUCACAUUUUUUUAAUCAUUUUUAAUAACUUGGUACAACUCUCAGUAUUAUAGACUAAAGCAAACCUACAAGCAGUACAUUUUUUAGUUAUAUAUGUUUUUAUGUGCUUUGCAAUCUGUAAAUCUGCACAGAUAUCUUGAAGGAAUUAAGAAUUAAGGAUUAUUAAUUUGUGUUUUUCUGUGUUAUAUUGCAUUUUCUGAAAUUUUGUAUCAUUUUGAAUAUUACUUCAUGCAGACAACUUUAGAUUUAAUGAUUUUAUAUCUUUGAAUUUUCACAUCUUUCACAUCUUUUUUUUAAGAUUCUCGUAGCAAAAUUGCACUUUAACGUUUAUGGGUAAUUGAAGAAAAUAUAUGAAACACAAGCUAAAGUAAUUAUAUGUGAUUUUAAUUUGGUUUCACCUAUUUAACUUAACACCUAUUUUAAAGGGAACAGUCACAGAACAUUAAUGGACUGAUUUUGUAUGAGAUUGAUGUUAUCUUCUCGGUUCCUGUGCCAAGCUGUACAAUAUGUUCCUCAAGUAUAACAUCUAAAUGAUGAUGAAUUCAUUACAGGUACAUAACGAUACAUAAUUUAGUGUUUUUCAUCUAAACCGCCUUAUUUUAAACUUUUAAACUCCAUUGUUUUAUUGAAAUUGAUCAGAUUUUUUAUUGUCACUUUACAUGUACAAAUUCUGGUGGAGCAACCUCCAAAUGCCUUCAUUAUAGACACAAAUGCCCAUAUACAAAUCUGUACAUACAUUUUAUACACGAGGCACUAUACUUUACUGUACAAUAUACACAAUACACAACAUACCAUAUAACUCGGCACACAAUACAAUAGAACACAAGGGAACAAAUGAACAUUAUAGCCUGGCUUAGUUAAAGGCCUUAAUUAAAAAAAAGACGUUACUGGUAUGUAUCUUGAGACCAAUUAAUGGCACUGGUAGAUUUUAAGAUCUGUCAGUAAAAGUUAUUUUCAAUUGAGGCAUCUCAAACAUGUGUUUAAUGCUGCGUUCACACCAGCCGCGGGAGAGGCAUCAAGCGUGAGUGAUUUCAAUGUUAAGUCAAUGUAAAGACGCGUUGAUGCGCGUCUGGAGGUCUCGCGGCGCGAAUAAGGCGUUUAUCGAAUUGCACGAAUUGAGCAUUGUCGCGGGAAACGCGUGAGUUGAAAAUUUUUUAACUUUGGCGGAAAACGCGCCGUGUUAACCAAUCAGGAACUUGCUCUAGUAGUGACGUAAUUACAGGAAGCGAGCGGAGUCGCAGAAGCCCCUCCCAUAACGCGAAAUUCCGCGUGAAUGUCUCGAUGAUUAAAAUUUCAUGUGCGACUUUCACGCGAGAAUGAAGCGAGUACACUCAAAAUGUUCAAGCGUCCAAGUACGCACGGUAGACGAAAAUUUGACGCGUUUGGUGUGAACCCAUCAUUAGUCUAGGGGUAGCCUUAAAGGGACACUCCACUUUUUUGAAUAAAGGCUUAUUUUCAAGCCCCCUAUAGUUAAACAAUUGCGUUUUACCGUUUUGGAAUCCAUUCAGCUGGCGGUACCCCUUUUAGCAUAGCUUAGCAUAAUCCAUUGAAUCUUAUUAGACCAUUAGCAUGGUGCAGUGAUAUUAUGCAGUGCCCGAAAAAAGUCCCCAGCUAUUAAAAGUUACCAAGGGGACUAUUUUCGAGCACUUGAGUAAUAUCAUUGUGCCUGCCGCACCGAUGGUGCGGCAGCAAAAUGAGAGUAUAGUUCCUAGCCAUAUCAGCCUAGAAAUUCGCAACUUUUAAUUUUCCUUCAGGCUUAGUACACGAUGUAACUACAGAAGAGUCAAGUUUUAAAUAGGAAAAAUAUUGAAACUCUUUGGUCCUUUUUGAGCGUGAUGCUAAUGGUCUAAUCAGAUUCAAUGGAUUAUGCUAAGCUAUGCUAAAAGUGGUAUCGCCAGAUCAGGAGAUCAGCUAAAUGGAUUCAAAAACGGUAAUAAUCAAAUGUUUAACUCUAGGGGAGCUGGAAAAUUAGCAUAUUUUCAUAAAAAGUCGAGGUUCCCUGUAAGCCUUGUGUGUUAAACAAGGGGUUCGCUUCUUUUUGGUAUUAAACAGUACAGUAGAAGCCCACUCUUUUUUGAUGUUUUUUUUUUAUCGUAUCAUAUCAAACAUACAUCAUCCUCCUUCUGAAUCCGUCAGUUAUAAAUCCUUAAGCACAAAGUUACAGUAGUAACAUAAAGUCGUAUUUUCUUGCAAAACAAGGGCUUAAUAUUCCUGACUUUAACACUAGACAUUUCUAUGUAUGCACAAGACUUUAAUAAAUUGCACAAUUCACUACAAGUAUAAUAAUGAAGUUACACACUCUAAGGUACCAAAGCUUUAUGUAUGUUUACAAGUAUAUUUUUGUAUAGAUCUUUUGUACAUUGUUGUUUUACACAUUUUAUGUUCUGUAUAAUAAACUAAGAACUGUAAUAAAUA